Molecule: messenger RNA, 1903 nt
Organism: Drosophila erecta
Lineage: Eukaryota; Metazoa; Arthropoda; Insecta; Diptera; Drosophilidae
Gene: PGRP-LA
Product: peptidoglycan-recognition protein LA
Exons: 6
Coding region: 34-1305 (423 amino acids)
Biological process (GO): peptidoglycan catabolic process
Molecular function (GO): N-acetylmuramoyl-L-alanine amidase activity; zinc ion binding
Source: RefSeq, a predicted model, not a curated record
GUUUACUUAUCAGCUUCAUCCCCACCAGCGGCAAUGCAACUGGGAGUAGUUGUCGUUCGACUGGCGCGCAGGCGGCACACAAAGCCACUUACGCCGGAAAAAGUCACGGAUUUUCGGAGACUUGAUGACACAUUUGCUGGAAAUAUAAGACACAUUUUAAUACCUUACCAAGCAAUCCCAAGCGAAAGCACAAUGUUUGAGGAGACCAAUAGCCCCACCACCGACAAUUCGCUGUGGACACUGCAGGGUCGCCAAAGACCGAGUCCUGCCCAAAGAUUGCACAACCUCACCUCCUCGUCCUCCGGCUCAUCGACCUCAUCCUCCGGCCUUCCGCUGCCGCAGAAUAUCUUCACGAACCCAGCUAUCCAGCCGUCCAGCGUUAUAAACCUGAACCACUCCACCGACGUGGUUAUCGGCCCCAUGACCCAAUACCAGGGACCGGUAUCCAUAUACUAUAUGGACUAUAUGGAAGCGCACGCCAUGCAAACGGCCGCAGGAAUCAACAGCAACAACGCGAAUGGCAAUGGCAGCGCCAAUCGAAGUCGCGAUAAGUCGCCAUCCAGACGGGCCACCCGGAACACCAUCCUGCUGAUCACGCUGAUCCUGUUGGUCCUGGCCACCGGACUGGUUGUGCUCUACGUGGAACUCAAUCGACCCAAGCCCGAGCUGCCCAGCAACAAGGCCAUCUACUUUGGCAACAACUACGACCACCACACGUUUCCGAAUCUAGGAAACGGCCACCUCGUCGUCGACAGAACGCAGUGGGGAGCAGCCGAGACCACUAAUGGUCUGACCAUUCCCCUGAAGCAACCCAUUCCCUACGUCCUCAUCACCCACAUUGGAGUUCAGUCUCAGCCCUGCGAGAACAUCUACAAGUGCUCCAUCAAGAUGCGCACCAUUCAGGAUUCAGCCAUUGCUGAGAAGGGUCUGCCCGACAUCCAAUCCAAUUUUUAUGUUUCGCAGGAGGGCAACAUCUACGUAGGCCGCGGCUGGGACUGGGCCAAUACGUAUGCGAACCAGACAUUGGCCAUUACCUUUAUGGGCGACUAUGGUCGCUAUAAGCCCAGUCACAAGCAGCUGGAAGGUGUCCAAUUCCUGCUGGCCCAUGCAGUGGCCAACAGGAAUGUUGAAGUGGACUACAAGCUAGUGGCGCAAAACCAGACCAAGACGACCAGGAGCCCGGGCGCAUAUGUGUAUCAAGAAAUCCGGAACUGGCCGCACUUCUACGGCUGCGGAAUGGACGGGGCAACGGCGUGUGGCAUCGAGCUGGGAAUGAGAACGGAAUCGUGGGAUGCCAAGCAGUAGCUACAGACUUUUCUACCACCUAAGUGAAUCCAAAACACAAGCUGUAUUUAAUACAUAUACCAAGGCGUACGGAGCUUCCAUUUAAUCGGUUAUGCUGGAUUGAAAAACAGAGUAAACCGGUCGGCAGCAAGCGAAUCUGUGUCUCUCACUCUCUGGAGCCGUUUGUUUAACUGUCGCUCAAAAAGCUGGAAAUUCCCAAGCCGCAGUCAACCUCUAUCAGCUCCAAUACCAGUACCCCUUUUAUUCCCCCAUAGACGGGCUUAAACACUCAUGGGUUGUGUGUGCGUGUGUGUUUAAAUAUAUGACAGCCUUUGUGCGCCAGUACAACAUCAUUAUCGGUAGCUUCACUUCACUUCACUUAUAUAGACGAUGUUGUGAUCGCUGUGGCUGCCUUUGUCAUUUAUCUGCCUGGCGACUCAAUGAAUAUACAAUAUAAUAAUCAUGCUGUUAUUUUUAUCAUCUGGAGUGAUUACUAUCUCCUUUACAGGAGUACUGCUAAUUGCUCAGAAAUAUUUAAAAAUAAAAUGGGUAUUUCCCAAUGGCGGCCGUACACGUUAAUACCUGCUAUCACCACCGACCUUCAGUUCAAAGACCUAAA